Emericellopsis cladophorae is the source of this 2454-nucleotide messenger RNA. RefSeq lists its product as uncharacterized. Gene Ontology annotation, cellular component: nucleus. The transcript has a single exon. The record is from RefSeq and is a predicted model, not a curated record. The coding region runs from base 1 to 2454 and encodes 817 amino acids. Lineage: Eukaryota; Fungi; Ascomycota; Sordariomycetes; Hypocreales; Bionectriaceae. Gene Ontology annotation, molecular function: nucleic acid binding; ATP binding. Gene Ontology annotation, biological process: rRNA processing.
AUGGCUACGCAUGCUCGGACUGCAAAUGGUGGCAAGCCUCACUUCUCCCGUAAACGAUCGACGAACGACCGCCUGCAGAAGCGCAAGCGCGAGCAAGAUGAAGUCACCGACCUGCAAGCCCGCGUAAACGCCCUCGACCUCAAGCCCACCACUCCGAUCGCCAAGUUCGCGGACUUGCCCCUGUCCGACCCCUCCGCAGCCGGCAUCAGCGCGUCGCACUUUACCACGUUGACCGACAUCCAAGCGCAGGCGAUUCCCCUCGCCCUCAAGGGCAAGGAUAUCCUCGGCGCAGCCAAGACAGGCAGCGGCAAGACGCUGGCCUUCCUCAUCCCCGUCCUCGAAAAGCUCUACCGUGCGCAAUGGACCGAGUAUGACGGCCUCGGCGCGCUCAUUCUGUCACCCACGCGCGAGCUGGCGCUGCAGAUCUUUGAUGUCUUGCGCAAAAUCGGCAGGAAACAUGCCUUCUCCGCUGGUCUCGUGAUCGGCGGCAAGGCAGGCUUCAGUCUGAAAGAGGAGGCCGAGAGGUUGACGAGGAUGAACAUCCUCGUCUGCACACCCGGCCGCAUGAAGCAGCACCUCGAGCAGGCCGCGGGUUUCAACGCAGACAACCUGCAGAUCCUGGUCCUCGACGAGGCUGACCGGAUCAUGGACAUGGGCUUCCAGCGUGAGGUCGACCAGCUCGUCGAGCACCUACCCAAGGACAGGCAGACGCUCAUGUUCAGCGCCACGCAGAGCAAGAAGGUGUCCGAUCUCGCGCGACUCAGCCUCAAGGACCCAGAGUACGUCUCAGUGCACGAGGCCGCCAGCCACGCCACACCCACGAAUCUGCAGCAGCACUACAUUGUCACGCCCCUCCACGAGAAGCUCGACACACUCUACGGAUUCAUCAAGGCCAAUCUCAAGAGCAAGAUCAUUGUGUUUCUCAGCUCAGGCAAGCAGGUCCGGUUCGCCUACGAGAGUUUCCGCCAUCUCCAGCCCGGUAUCCCCCUCCUCCAUCUUCACGGUCGACAGAAGCAGACGGCUCGUCUCGAGAUCACGCAUCGCUUCACCUCAGCCAAGUACUCGUGCCUCUUCGCCACGGACGUCGUCGCGCGCGGCAUCGACUUCCCCGCCGUCGACUGGGUCAUUCAGGCCGACUGCCCGGAAGAUGUCGACACCUACAUCCACCGCGUCGGCCGCACCGCCCGCUACGAAAGCAACGGCAAAGCCGUCCUGUUCCUCGAGCCCAGCGAGGAGGACGGCAUGCUCAAGAAGCUCGAGGCCAAGAAAAUCCCCAUUGCGCGCGUCAACGUCAAGGAGAACAAGAAGAAGAGCAUACAGAACAGUCUGCAGAACAUGUGCUUCCAGAACCCGGACCUCAAGUACCUCGGCCAAAAGGCGUUUAUCAGCUACGUGCGCGCCAUCCAGUACCAGAACGACAAGAGCAUCUUCAACCUCAAGAAGCUCGACCUCGACGCCUUUUCCAAAAGCAUGGGCCUGCCCGGCACGCCGCAGAUCAAGUUCCAGAAGGGCGAGGACGUGAAGAAGAUUAAGAACGCGCCGCGGCAGGGCAUGUCGAGCGGGUCCGAGUCCGAGAUGGACAUGAAUGGCGUCAAGAAACCCAAAGACAAGAAGAAGGACCAGGUGCGCACAAAGUACGACAAGAUGUUUGAGCGCACAAACCAGGACGUCCUGUCGAGCCACUACAGCAAAAUGGUGGGCAAGUCGGGCGACGACGAUGAUGAUGAUGACAGCGAAGACGAUAUUCUCGCCGUCAAGCGACGGCUAGACGACUCUGACCUCGACAACGAGGCCAGCAAGGGACCUACAAGCAACAUCAAGGUGGUCGAGGGCCUCGGCGGCCAGGAUCCCUACGUCAUCGACUCGAAACGGCGCGAGAAGGCGCUCAAGUCCAAGAAGAAGAUGGCCAAGUUCAAGGGCAUGCCGACCAAGAUGGUCUUUGACGACGAGGGCAACGCCCACCCGCUCUACGAGAUGUCGACGCCGGCUGACUUUCAGGGCGCCGGCGCGGCGGACGAGCAGCGCCAGGUGUUUGUCGAGGACGAGUCCAAAAAGGUGCUCGAGGCCGACGUGGACGACAAGGAGAGGGUGCGGCAGCGCAAGAGGGAGAAGAAGGCGAAGCGGAAAGCUCUCGAGCGCGGCGAGUCCUUUGUCAACGACAACAACGGUGAUGAGGACAGUGCUCCGCAGCUUGUGUCUGGUGGUGAUGAUGAUGGUGAUGGCCACGAUCCGAUAGCGUUCAUGCGCUCGUUGCCCGUGGCGGGAGAGGACAGCGACGCCGAGCCACCCAAGAAGAAGGCCAAGAAGUGGUUCCAGCAGGAUGACUCGGACGCAGAUGUGGAUGAGCAGCCCAAAAAGAAGCAGAAGAGCAAGGGCAAGGUGUUCAAGAUGCACGAGGAGCCUGAGACGCUGGAGGACCUCGAGGCGCUGGCUACAGGAUUGUUGGAUGGUUAG